Messenger RNA from Naumovozyma dairenensis CBS 421, 4053 nucleotides. RefSeq names its product DNA-binding transcription factor ADR1 (gene ADR1). Bases 1 to 4053 code for a protein of 1350 amino acids. The transcript has a single exon. Gene Ontology annotation, biological process: regulation of transcription by RNA polymerase II. NCBI's taxonomy places the organism in Eukaryota, Fungi, Ascomycota, Saccharomycetes, Saccharomycetales, Saccharomycetaceae. Gene Ontology annotation, molecular function: RNA polymerase II cis-regulatory region sequence-specific DNA binding; DNA-binding transcription factor activity, RNA polymerase II-specific. Gene Ontology annotation, cellular component: chromatin. The record is from RefSeq and is a predicted model, not a curated record.
AUGCUUCCAAAAGGUUUAAAGAGUAAAACAAAUAAUAAACCACCAUCACUCACUUUAAUGUCAUCAUCACCAAAGAAAUCACCAUCUUCAGCAACAAAUAAAGAAAAAUCUAUAUCUUCAACUCUUUCCCAAAAUUCGUUAUCAGUUUCAUUAUCUACUGUUGCCACCGAUGAACUUGAAAUAUUGUCUAAUAAUGAUAACAGAGCAGAUAGUAAAUCAAUCGUUACUUCAUCGACCGUAAUUACUAAUAAUAAUAACAUGAAUGCUAGAGUUAAUAAAAAAAUGAAGGAAUUACCUGAAAACUUGAGAUUAAAUGGGAAAACACCAAGUGGGAAGGUUAGAUUAUUCGUUUGUGAAAUUUGUACAAGAGCAUUUGCAAGACAAGAACAUUUAGUUAGACAUGAAAGAUCACAUACUAAAGAAAAACCUUACAAUUGUGGGAUUUGUAGUAAAAAAUUCACGAGAAGAGACCUUUUAAUUAGACAUGCUCAAAAAGUUCAUAAUGGGAACGUUGUUGAUACAGUGGCUGCGUUGAAGGCACCUUUAUCAUCAACUGCUUCAGCCUCUACAUCAAGAAGGAAAUCUUCCAUCAGUAAUAAGAAAACAAAGUCAAAUCGGAAAAUCUUAAAGAGAAGGGCAUCGUUUAGUGCACAAUCAGCAAAAAAUUAUGCAAAUGCGGAAUUGAAAAAUUUCGAUAUUAGAAAUUCUAUUGAAAAAAUAGCUUUUUCAACUCCAGAAUUAUUGCCGAUUGACUUUAGAAUUAAUGAUCCAUUUCUCUCAAAUGAUAAUCUCAAUUUGAACAUUAAUAAUAAUGAUAAUGAUAACAACUCCAAUUUAAAUGUUAAUCCAUUUAUCUCUAAUCAUUUUCAAGGAGAUUUCUUAAACAGUAUUAAUUACGCCAACAAUAAAACUAAUAAUAAUAAUAUUCAUCAUUCAACAACGGCUAAUAUUCCAAUCGAAUUUUCGUUAUUGGACUCAACCAAUUGGGUCAAUGAUUAUAAUAAUAAUAAUAUCCCAUCUACUUCAGCAUCAGAUGAAAGAACAAGUCCAUUAGAGAAAAUACAUGAAGAAAAUGAAGAGGCUCAACCAGAUAUACAACAGCAUACACAACAGCUUGUUGUACCAUACCAACCUUUGAACCUCCGUACAACUUCGUCUUUGACUUUAGAAGAUAAUAAUGAUAAAAUAGAAGUGAAAUCCUUAUUUUCUAAUAAUACAAAAGAUAUAAUUGAUGAAAUCAAUCAAAGAGCUAACAAACUGAACAAUAAGUUAGAUGAAAAUUCAAAUCUCGAUUCUACUUCAAAUAUUUUCACUCCACCUUCCAUUUCUCCAUUUGACUUUGAUAAAUUAUCUUCCUUGGGAGAUUUAUUUCCAUCUCAAAUAAAUGAGGAAGAUCCUUUCAAUUUACAAAAUCCAACUUUUGUAGAUCUCUUCCAAACAGAUUUUUCAUUAAUUGGCAAUGAUAUCGGCAUCGAAAAUCGAUUUUCAAAUUUAAAUCAACAAAUUCCAACCCCAUUAGAUAAAAUAACCACAAGUGGGAACCCAUAUUUCCAUGAUUUAUUUAGUAAUAACCAUAGUAAUAUUGGUAAUAGUGACUCUAGCACUAAUAUCCAUAACAACAUUACAAAUGAUGGUUAUUCUAGUUCUGAAGCUUUACUUCAAACAAACUAUAUUGAUCCACGUCUUCAACUUAAUAAUAAUAAGUCAUCAAUGUCGUCGUCAUCUACAACAAAUGCUGAUGGAUUUUAUGAUAGUAAUAAUAAUCCCACUUUACCAGCUCCAGUACCAAUCCUUUUCACAUCGAAGUUAUACAAUAUGUGUACAAUUGUACUAAAUUAUUUCAAUAAGAAUAAAUCUAAUAACUCUCAGCAUAGUACGGUGCCAACAACUGUAAUCUUACCUGAUUGUGAUGAAUUGAAUGACUUACUGAUUUAUUUCGAAAAACAUUUCCUAUCUCAUUAUCCAUUCAUCCAUAAAGAUAUUUUUAACUUCGAUUUCUUAUCAUUAACUAAAUACGUUUACGAAAUAGAUGAUGAUUUAAUAAUUGAACAAAAAUUAAAUGAGGGGAAUGAAAUGUUGAAAUUCGCAAGUUUAGUUUGUUUACCAUUAUUCAUGUGUACUUUUGGUUCCACUUUUAAACAUGGUGGCAGCAAUCCUAAGACUAAAGAACUUUAUGAGGCAAGUAGAAGAGUCCUUAGUGUUUAUUUAGAAGUCAAAAAGGAAAAUCAAAAUAAUCAUAAUAAUAUCAACAAAAAUAACGAUAGUUCUUCUUCAUCAUCUACCGCUGCUCCUAAUAACAAUACAGAGAAUCCAACUCAACAUAUUUGGUUGAUCCAAUCUUUAACUUUAUCCAUCAUGUUUGCAUUUACUGCUGAUUAUUCACAUAAAAUUGAUACUGAAUUAUUGAAAAGACAAUUGUCAGCAAUUUGUUCUAUUAUAAGAACAAAUUUCCUAAGAGAAAUAUCAAUAUCACUAACUAAGAAUCAUGACGAAUUAAUAUUCAGUUCAGCUUUUGAAUAUGUUAUGUUUGAAUCCAAAAUAAGAUGUACUGUAAUGAUUUAUAAGUUUUGUCAAUUCUUAGAAAUUUUUUUCAAUUUCCAUUCCAAAUUAUUCAUUAAACAAAAUGAUAUUCAAUCUAUUUGUAUUCCAGAUGAUGAAAUCAUUUGGAAUAUGUCACCACUUUUACUUACAAUGAAAGAUCCAACUUUGAGAAUAAAGGACAGGAAACAGCAUCCUGUUACUUUCCAACAAUUUUAUAACAGUUUUGUUUUCAAUGAUACUGGAUUGAAUAUGAUUCCUGAAUUUUUAGCCACAGCAAUGUUAUUUUAUGAGUACUCAUCUAAUAAAAACUCAUCAAAUUUCCAUAUCUUUUUGACUAAAAUUGAUACCAAGAAACUAGAAAUUAAUAUAGCACAACCUUUGGUUUCAAAUUCUCCUAAUUUUGAUUCCAAUAGCGAUGACAAUAAUUUCAGUCGCCUUCCUUAUUUCAAAAUAUCACCUUCCAAGAUAAUGAAACAAGAUGCUACUGUAGUUAAAAAUUGUUUAAUGACUAUCUAUUUCUUUAAUGGUAUUGAUCAAAGAUUCAGUUCUAAGAUUUGGGAAAAUCAAAUCCCAUUGAUAUUCAAUGAAUUUUUAAGUUCAAGAAAUAAUAAUUUGUUGACUAAAGGUUCUUACAGUUUAUUGACUAAUUUCUUAAUCUCCUUAAAUUGUUCCAUCCAAAAUAUAUCAAAGCUAAUAUCAUUCGAUAAAUCAACGGAUAAAAUUGUCUUCAAUACAUCUAAAUUUUCACUUUUCAACAUUCAAGGCUAUUAUUAUAAUUUCCUAAGUAUCAUUAAAUUCUUAUUAGAUUUUGAAGAAACACCAAAUUUCAAGUUAUUGUGCAUCUUUACUGAAUUGAACAAAUUAGCAAAUAAAAUUUUCAUCCCUGAAUUUUUAAACAUUUGUCCACAAUUUUUUGAAAAAUUUGACGAUAUUAAUAAAUUGAAAUCAGAAGCCAACUCAGCUACAAGACUCUCGUCAAUUAAUAUCGAGAAAUUGGAAAAGUUAAUUGAUAAUGUCUUAGUAUAUUCAUUUAAUGAUACAUCAUAUUUGAACAUGUCAGAACAAACGACCAAUGAAUUUUUAUUUGGUGUUGAUCAUUCCAACCUCAAUUUCAAUACAACUGUUGAUAAUGAUGAUGAUAACAAUAUUACUAGGAAUAAAAUCCAUAAUAAUAAUAAACGCACGAUGGGUCAAUCGUCAGCUACACAAUCAUCAGUGGAUUUGGUUUCACUUCAAAGAAAACACGCUGAUAAUAGCAUGGAUAUGGGCAAUCAUUUCCAUAAUAUUAAUAAGAAUCAUUGUGUUAAUAAACAGACAUUUGAAAAAAGAUAUCAUCUUUCUACUAAAUAUAUUGUUAUUGCGAAGAGUUUCUUCACUUUCGUUAAUGAAUCCUACGUUCAAUGGCAUUUCAUUGAUAAAAUUAUAAAUGAUUUUAAAGAAUUGGAAAGAUUACUAAGUUUCGAACUUAAUGAACGAUCAUUAUCUAAAUUAAAAUUAGAAGCAUUCAACUAA